AUGCGCCUUGGCGAGCUCAUUCCAAUGUGGUCCAUCGACUCGCGUGUUAUCCUCAGCAAAGAUGGCGCCAAGUGUAGUGCGUCCUUUAUAUUCAUUCCAUUUUUGCCUUCCUUCUUCGCCUGUUCCCAGCUUGCUGAUGUGCAGUCUGUGAAAUCGUCGACUAGUUCUUCCGUGAUUUCUUCGAAUGAGCCCCAUGAGACUGCUGAUCCUGAUCCUGUUUCUGAUGAUCUUGAGGACCUCGAUCCGGAGCCUGAUCCAGAACCUGAGCCUCCUGAGCCUCCUGGUCCCCCUGGUCUGGAGCCCGAUGUCUCAGCCUCUGUUUCCUCGUUGGAUCGACGUCUCUUGACGGAUGGCCCGCCCACCUCUAUUCCCUCGGAGGCGCCACGCUUCUUCCAGGGUGAUGGAAACCCGCUUGCAGAUUCGCCCCUGUUUUCGCCCUCUUUCGGGGAGCCACUCCCAUCUCCGCCACCGAAAGCUUCCGUGGGGUGGCUGUACGAUGGCCGCGAAGGGAACUUUGUUUUGGCUCCGUCGACUUCGCCUGGGGAGUCGGUGCUUGGCCCUAUCAUCUAUUCCUGCUGGACCCUGCUCGACCUCUUCGAUCUGUUCAGCUGGUUCUUCCUGGGGGGCCUCUCCCUCUUCCUCCUGAUGUACUGA
Messenger RNA from Penicillium arizonense, 654 nucleotides. RefSeq lists its product as uncharacterized. The transcript is spliced from 3 exons. The coding region runs from base 1 to 654 and encodes 217 amino acids. The record is from RefSeq and is a predicted model, not a curated record. NCBI's taxonomy places the organism in Eukaryota, Fungi, Ascomycota, Eurotiomycetes, Eurotiales, Aspergillaceae.